AAAUAUUGUUACUUUCCUCUUAUUAGGAGUACGCAUGCCAUGCAUGCAAAGAUACCGAUUGAACAUGUGUAGGCCUACUACACUACAGCAGCUGUACCUUGUACAGUGAUGUAAAUGUGCAGAGCACCUUGUGUGUACAGACUUGUAUCAUGACGUAGUCGUAGGCUACACAUACAUGGACUGGAGGCCCAUUGAAAAGCUCGACAAAGUUUGUUUGGACUCUGACCAGUCAUUUGUUUCACCUGGUGGCUGGUUUGAUGGAGCAAACAACAUAAAGCUGAAAGUAAAGGCUGAUUCUGAUUAGUGAGCGCACAGUUAGUUCUAGUUGGGGUCUGGGCAGGGGUAAGGGCUGCUUUGGUUUGGGUAAAAAUGACUGCCAUAAGAAUAUGUAGGCCUUUGACUAUGUAAAAUGCUCGACUGCUGUGUAUAGAGGUUCCUCACUGACGUGACAUGAAGACGUUGCCAAUUGUUUUGCACUGCCAUAUUGGGCGUCAUGACUUUAAGGAAAUGCAUUGGCAGGUGGCCGUCAAAACGUCACGUCGUGACGUCACGUGAAGAACCUCCAUAGCCACAGCCUCCUAAGUCCUAAAAAACGGUAGUAAAAAGCACCCCGCCAUGGCAAUGCAAGCACAAACCAGCUAUGUAAUCAAACUUGCCGAAUAACUUGCUCACCUGCCUGAAAAAUGUCUGUUUAUCUUGCAGCUCUUGCUGAAAUAGAAGUGCAAGAAGACCUUGGUUGGAGGUCAGCUGGUCGCUAUGGACACAGUGAAUGUAGACGAGAACAUCCGCCUCAGGAUGAUAUUGUUUGCCUGGAUCCUCCUCUGAUCAUUGGCACGAGCAGGAUGAAUACGUCUUCAAAUCAUCAAGCAUCCUGUUUGUCUGACCAGCACAGAAAUCCAGCUGGAUAUAAUAUGAAGAAUACGGCACAGAUUCCAAAGGCAUCUGGAUCCAACAAUAAUACGGGGCAAAUCCACCACCAGGUGGAGGAUGGAAAAAUGAUCUACGCAACCCCAACUCAGCCGGUGAAUAAUUCCCCAAUAAGAAACUUUUCAUUGGACAAAGUGCGGAAACUGAUCUGUGUGGAUAAGAUCAAUUCAGAAGUCAAUCAGACAAGGAAUGUACAAAGCAUUUCAUCCCAAAACAAUAGUUUCCCGGUGCAGCAAAACUCUCCACAGAUAUCCAACAGAUCUGUUGCAGUAUCAAGUCCGUCUGGUGGAAAUCAGGGAGUUCAAUUUGUCCAACAAGUUUCUGGGUCAAACAUUGACUCCACUGUACCCACAAGAUCAAUAUCAAGUCCUAAUAUACGGAAUAUGCUUGUGAAAGCGACGAUACCCCAGCGUAUGGUCUUGCAGGACGAUAACGCGUCAUUACAUGAUCAACUAAUGGCUGGAAAGAUCAUGGAUUCUGCUGGGAACCAGGUGAUGAUCUCGAGUGGUUCAAGUUCUGGAACAGCACAGGAAGAUCUUGAAGGCUUUGAUGAUUUGAUGAGCAUGGACGAUGGCUCCACUGUGCACAUACCUGAGGCCUCGGAAGUCUUGCUAGUGAAAGCACCAGGAGGUGGGUCGAGUUACAUCAUGAAGGAUGGACAGAGAUAUGCGUUCGUGAGAGAGACUUUGGAAAAUUCAACACACUCUUUGGUUGUUCCUGCGGGCGGAAGCAAAAAAGUUGUUGCUGGAUUACUCAGUCCUUCUAUUGCUAAAGACAAUCUGAGUGGUGGUGGUGCUGGUGAGAAAAGGCCCAAGGUCAACAACGGUGGACCCAGACAUGGGAGUGCGACUGGCUCUAACAUGAAUGCUGUUUCAUCUAAAUCUGGUGUGGCUUCCACCAGUAAGGAAGAUCCUGCUGGGAGUGGGAAGAAUUUGCUGAAUUCAAGACUCUGGAAUUAUGCUGAAAAAACAACUGGGCCUUUGACAAGGCCGCCCCUCCAUAAAGACUCCACUGAUGGUGCAAGAACAUCUAAGGCUGAUGAAGAUGGUGCUGUUCUGAUCCCUACACAAGAUGAAGACAUUCAGAUUAAGAAACAGAAAUUAGCUGAUGACCCGCUGUUAACAAUAGUAUGUAAUAACUGUGGUAACCUAACGCGUAGCUGGAAGGUCUGCCAGUUCUGUAAACGUGUUAUUCCACCGAAGCCCACCUGGCAUCACCGUGUAACGAUUAAAGCACUGAGUUCAAGGAACAGCGCUAACUCUAGUGAUUCGAAUUCAAAUCCGUCGGCGGAGAAAAGUGUGAUGGACAAAGCAUCGUUCUAUGGAAAUAAGUUGAAAGAACAGUCGAAAUCGUACAACAAUCUCAAAGAUAGCGAGGCGUCUAAACCGAAGAGAAAAGUAGCAAGAUCUACGCGAGGAGGAAAUGCUAGAGGCGGCAAGAGGAUACAGAGAAAAAUAUUUACGGAGACUGUGACAAUCUCAUCUGAUGAAGACGAAGAGCCCUUCGCUGACAAUUCUGUCAAUGAUUCCUCUAUGAUCUCGGAGACGUCCGCUGUACCAUCUACUAGUCAUGAUGCUUCCCUAUCCAUGCCCACAGUAGGAGACUCUCCCAGCCCCUCCCCAGCACCCAUAGCUGCUGGCACAACAUGCAAGGUGUUGUCUAGGCGAGAGAGAAUGGAAGAUCAGGAUGGCAACCGUGUGAUGAAGCAAGCGCAGCCUGAACAAAUACCUUGUACUGAUGUGAGCCGAUUAGACUUGGAGGCACGCGGCAUCAGGCUCGGUUCCAUGAAGGGUGUGCCCUAUAAACCAGUAUUAUUGUCUGUGGAGGCUGUACAUAUUGACUGUGAAACCUCAGAUGAGACGGUGUCUUUGGUCAUCCAUAGCCAUGAAAUCCUCGCUUGUCACGCCCAUCUAGCUGCGAGCAUGCCUGCACUGUUUCUCUAUGUGACUCCAAGCUGCGGGAGAAGAAUACGUGAAAAGUGUAAAAUGAAGAAAGAUGGGCCUUAUUUUGACCCAGCGGGUGAAGAUGAUUCACAAAAGCGUAUUGCCAUCAUGUUUAAGACGAUGGCAUCAAAAACUGCCAAAAGCAUUGAGUCGGUUUUCAAGCAGAUUGCUGCGAACAGAAGCCCGCCGGAGGAUGCAUCAAAUCUUUUUAAGCAGAUCACCUUUGCGGCUGCUAAUGAUAUACUCGUUGCAGUGUCGCAACAUAAUAAAAAUAGAAAGGCUUCUGUCAUCAAAAAAGCUAAGCCAGGCACCAGGCCAGUUCAGGCCAAUGAUGUAUCUAGCUCGAGUUCUAGGUCAAGGUCCCCUGCUGUACCCAUGGAGACGGACCAGCUAGAGGACGGCUCUCCGCCUGAACUCGAUGAGCACCGCCCUGUUUUCACUGGACCAGUUGAGAAAUUGAUCGUCUACCCUCCGCCACCUGCCACCGGCGCCAUUACUGUGACAAAUGAAGAUCUCUUCUGUCUGAAUGAGGGCGAGUUUCUCAAUGACACCAUCAUUGAUUUUUACCUCAAAUAUGUAGUCCACAAUGAACUGAGUGAAGAAGAACGGGAUAAGACACACAUAUUCAACUCCUUCUUUUACAAACGCUUGACACAGAAACAGGCACGACUCUCCUCGUUAGCAGACGACGUCACGUUACCGCCAAUUUUGAAACGGCACGCUAGGGUCAAGACAUGGACGAGACAUGUUGAUAUAUUCGCCAAAGAUUUUGUGAUAGUUCCCAUCAAUGAGCAUGCUCAUUGGUUUUUAGCCAUCAUCUGCUUCCCAGGUUUGAAAGAACCUGAAUUUGAGAAAGUCAUACAUCCCAAGACUAAAGUAGCAAUACAAAAACAAAAACAGACGUGUAUAUUAGUCAUGGAUUCAUUAGCUGGUCCUAGUCGCCAAAAUAUCAUUAGAACAUUGAGAGACUAUCUUCAAGUUGAAUGGGAUACAAAGAAGAAGGAGACAGAUGGUGCUAGGGUAUUCAAUAAGGACUCGGUCCGUGGUUCCACAGUCAAAGUGCCUCAGCAGAACAACUACAGCGACUGUGGCGUGUUCAUUCUUCAUUAUGCGGAGUCGUUCUUUAAGGACCCAAUAGAUGACUACACGUUCCCGUUGUCGCUGCAGCGCUGGUUCCCCGUGGAGGACGUCACGAACAAACGUGAUCAUAUCCGUGAUGUGGUCCUGACACUGAAAGCCCAGCAGGACAGUUGAGGUCCAAGAUAGAUGGCUUCCAUGAUGUCAUGGCAGAUGGCGUCAGGAAACAGGGCCUAGUCGCUUGUGAUUUCUGGUGGAAAUGCACCAGAUGCACAAGGAAUGUGACUCUGUUGAGUUUUGCUGUCUGCCGUUCAGCUAUGCAAGUCAUCUAAAGAUGUAAUUGUUGAAAUAUUUUGAGGCAAUGGAUUUGUUUUCUUAGACUGGAUGUAACUGGUGAUAGCAGUGAUAGAUAUACAACAGACACAGAUAGCUAGAGAUAAUUGGUGUUGCGGAUUGGUCAAAGGAAAUAGUUAUGAUGAUAUUUACACUUUCUCCUCUGCUGCAUGUAUGUGCAAUACUUGGUUGCCUGUGUGCUCUUCUUUGGUGAUUGAAUUCGAUUCUAAUGUAUUUGAAAUUAUUGUGGUGGCCAAGGUUGGAGGUUUCUUAUGCUGGUUCAUGUGUACAGUCUGGUUCAUCAUAUCAUAAAAUAUAUCUAUUACAAUCAAUUGACUUGCAUGACUCUUUUGAGGACAAGAGUACUGUCUCUGACAAAUGUGGUUUUGGCAGAUCCCAUGAUGGCCAUCUUACAAGCAUGUUGACAUUUUGUCCCACCAAAAUUGCCCCCCCCCCUUCACAAUGAGGACAGAGCUGUCAACAUCACCUGGUUGAAGUGACAUAUGUCAUACUCUGGCCAACACUGAUGUUACUCUUGUCUUUGCUAAUGUUUCACCAAAAUGAAAUCUUCAAAUUAUGACUGUAAAGGAAGGUUGGCGUGAUGAAUUCUUCGAAUAAUGACUGUUUGCAAAGGAAGGUUGUGUAAUA
This is a messenger RNA of Lineus longissimus, 4928 nucleotides long. Its product is annotated as sentrin-specific protease 6-like. The transcript has 20 exons. Gene Ontology annotation, biological process: protein desumoylation; proteolysis. Gene Ontology annotation, cellular component: cytoplasm; nucleus. Gene Ontology annotation, molecular function: SUMO-specific endopeptidase activity. Bases 684 to 4124 code for a protein of 1146 amino acids. Lineage: Eukaryota; Metazoa; Nemertea; Pilidiophora; Heteronemertea; Lineidae. The record is from RefSeq and is a predicted model, not a curated record.